Molecule: messenger RNA, 1643 nt
Organism: Pseudo-nitzschia multistriata
Lineage: Eukaryota; Bacillariophyta; Bacillariophyceae; Bacillariales; Bacillariaceae
Source: the annotation of a GenBank genome assembly
CCUGACUGUUCGUUCCCCGGAGGCUUUGUUUCCGACCGUUCUUGUAUCGAUUCCAUUCGUUUCGUUUGCAAUCACUACAGCCCAAGACGCGCAAGGGGAGAAGAAGCAAAACAGCUUUCCAGAUCUUUCCAAAGACAACAACCCAGCCACAACCGCAACCCCCAAACAUAAAAUAAAACAAAACAGCAACAGCAACAGCGAGCAUGAGUUCCUACGUGGAUGCCACCAGCGGCUCGCUGGAGUACUGCCGCGGGAUGGCCGCACGGUUUCCGGACCUGGCCGAGGCGUACUACAACAAGAUCGAGUCCUUUUGCCAGCAGAAACUCUGGCACCAGCUGACCGUCCUGAUCCUGGAGUUUUGCUCGGAGGACGAAAAACCGAAAACGCUGCGGCCGGUGCCCGGAGGCGCCGACACCUUCCGGGGCCUCUACACGGAGGUGGUCUCGGUGGUGGCCAAGAAGAUCAACCAGCUCUCCCUGGCCCGGAUCGCCUCGGCGGUCGCCUUUAGCGGGAUGGAGACGGGGUCCUCCUCCCUGGAAGAGUCCAGGGCCGUCCUGGAGGACCUCCUGGACAAGCUCAACGGGAGCGGCUCCGCCACAAACACCGCCCCCGUCCUCUACCUGCAGUCCAGGAUCGGCCUCCUGGUCCUCCAGGCCGGAACGGAGAGCGAGGGGAGCGCCGGGGACGGCGAAGCGAGGAAGGAAACCCUCGACCAGAUCUACACGGUCAUCAAGGCGAACGGGCCCCUACUCAAGCAGCUCGUCUCGGACACGCCGGAGGCCAUCGUGGUCAACUCGGCCCACUACGAAACGUCCAUGACCUACUACAAAAUCGUCGGCCCGCCGGAGGCCUUUUACAACGAGGCCGUCGACUACCUCAACUACUACCAGCCAAAGGAGGGCGCCGCGGCGGCGACGGACACCAAGUCGCAGGCCCUGGCCGUGGACCUCUGUCUGGCGGCCCUCACCGGCGAGGGGGUCUACAACCUCGGACAGGUGGUCAGCAACCCCAUCCUGGGGGUCCUGGAAACGACCCCGCAGGCCUGGCUGGUGGACCUCCUCCGGGCCUGCGCCCGGGGAAGCGUCCGGGACUUCCAGAGGCUCUGCACGGAAACCUACCCGGCCCAGAUCGCCUCGCAGCCCGCCCUCGUCAACAUGGGACAGCAGAUGCGGGAGAAGAUCACCCUCCUGGGACUCGUCGAGCUGGUCUUUGCCAAGCCGGCGACGGAGCGGAACCUCGCCUUUGCCGAGAUCGCCUCCGGCCUGGACGUUCCCCUCGACCAGGUCGAGUGGGUCGUCAUGAGGGCCUUUUCCGUGGGACUCAUGGAGGGAAGCAUGGACCAGGUGGAGGGGAGCGUCCACGUCACGUGGAUCCUGCCGAGGGCCCUGGACGGGGACCAGAUGACCGACCUGGCCGGGAAGUUUGCCACCUGGGCGGCCAAGGUCACCAGCACCAAGGAGAUCAUGGAGGAGACGGACAUUUGCCCGCAGUAGGAACCAACCAAAAACAACCCACACGAACCAGUGGGGGGAGGAGAGAAGAAGCGGCGCAAUACGACGCGACGCGACGCCCGUUUGGUGUUCCGCACGGAACGCCACGACGAAACAAAACACCAGGACAAAAAGUAAAAAUAUUGCAUUUUG